Molecule: messenger RNA, 2388 nt
Organism: Sparassis crispa
Lineage: Eukaryota; Fungi; Basidiomycota; Agaricomycetes; Polyporales; Sparassidaceae
Product: cation efflux protein
Exons: 13
Coding region: 1-2388 (795 amino acids)
Biological process (GO): intracellular zinc ion homeostasis; zinc ion transport; transmembrane transport
Cellular component (GO): membrane; Golgi apparatus
Molecular function (GO): zinc ion transmembrane transporter activity
Source: RefSeq, a predicted model, not a curated record
AUGGACGCGCCAGAUCCUCGCACGCGGCAUAAAGUUGCAUUGGAUCCUCCGGCGGUUCUUGCUAAGUCGACGGUGCUUCGGCAAGUCUUGCUCUCCGACGUGUUUUUAGUGCUGGCUCUUCAAGCGGGCAAGGCCUACCUGCUUUCUCCCAACGUUGGUGUAUUCUGGGUCCUAGUUAGGGUGCUCGCCUGCGGAGGUGUGGGUUCUCUCGUCUGGCUCUUAGCUUCUGGUCAGUUGCGAAAGAAGAGAACGGUCGAAUGGCUUGUAGUGGCAGCGUCAUCUUUGCUACUGUUUCUGCGGCAAGCCGGACUAUUCAUAGCCCUGUUCAGGCUUCCGUCCACUCGUGUGAUUAUUAUCACUCACUACUCUGCGUUGUGGUUCAAGUCCGUCUUGAGUCCUACAUCUCUCCUGCAGACAUCUGCCGUAUUGUCCGCGUUGCUGAUAUCCUUUCUCUCGGAUGCUGGGUUCUCACAUCAAAACUUCCGGGAAAUGCUGCCGGCCUAUGGCGCGUUGGCAAUGGAAGCUUUCUCUUCUAGUGUCUUUGAGCACACACAAGGGGUUCUGCUACCCACACUAAACCAACCGAUGAUCAAUAUGCUCAGCGUUAUCGGAGCGUUCGGCUUCAGUCUUCCCAUGUACAUGCUACGGCAUGUUCUGACCGAUGCUCUACCCACACCUUCCGUCUCCAUGAAGGCACUGUCUCUGAUUGUAUUCCUUGCUUUCGUCGUGCUAUAUCAAGCCCCAAAGGCUUCUCGCGCAAUCAGCAAUCCAUCUGCCCCUCCACAAUAUUUUCUGCUAUCUAGCGCUUCAACUGUGAUCGCUUCCGUAGUAUUGGGAAUGCUGCUACUUGGACAAUACCCUAGUGUGACCGAUUGCGUGGUAGCAGCAUUGCUUAUCUACGGAACUUAUCCGAAGAUAUCUGAGUCUGCUAGCGGAUCUCCGUACGCAGCGACGUCACGGACAAUACGCGCAUACCUCAAAUCAAUUCUCUCCAAUCCUGAGUCCAGAAAGAUAUUCUACUUUCUCAUGUUGAACAUGUGUUACAUGCUUGUGCAGAUGCUGUAUGGCGUGUGGACAAAUAGCCUAGGACUUAUUUCCGAUGCAAUCCACAUGGCAUUUGAUUGCAUGGCUAUCGCUGUUGGUCUUAUUGCGUCUGUCAUGGCUCGAUGGCCUCCGAACGAGAGAUUCACUUACGGCUAUGGACGCAUCGAAACGUUGUCCGGAUUUGCCAAUGGCAUCUUCCUCAUUCUCAUAUCCUUCUUUAUUGUCUUUGAAGCCAUCCAGCGGUUACUGGAUCCUCCAGAAAUGAACACAAGCCAACUACUUCUCGUGAGCUCCUUAGGUCUAGCCGUCAACUUAUUCGGCAUGUUCGCCAUGGGUGGGCAUCAUCAUGGUGGGCAUUCUCAUAGCCACGGUCAUGAUCACAGCCAUGGUGUCUCUUCCUCGUCGUCACCGCUCUCCCAUCAUGCUCACCAUGAGAGUCACUCACAUUCACAUAAGCACAACGAAGCAGACCCACGUAUAGCCUCGCAUUCCGAUGAAGAUCUACACUCACACUCGCGUGAAGCUAUACAUGUUCACUCACAUUCACCGCCUCUCACUCAUACACAUGCACAUGCUCGUACCCAUUCACACCUACACGAUCAUAUACCCAUCAUUAGCCUCGAUGAGGGGGCAGAGGAAUCCAUCGAUCGGCUAGCCCCACCGAGGACGAAAGUGCCUCUUCAUGUUCACGUUGGAUUAGACUCCCACCUUACGGACAAUUCGCCGCUCACUCCGAACUACAAGUUUGGACAUGACGAGCACUUCGAUACACACCAUGCAUCUGCUCCCAACCUUCACGAUCACUCGCACGUGCAUGAGGGCGCGAGCGAGGGGCACAGUCACAACAUGCGAGGAGUUUUCUUGCACGUCAUGGCAGACACGCUAGGGUCUGUCGGUGUGAUCCUGUCUACCCUGUUGAUCCAGUUCUACGGAUGGACUGGCUUCGACCCAAUCGCAUCGUUGUUCAUAGCUGUCCUGAUAGCGGCAAGCGUGAUUCCACUGGUCAUAGACACAGGGAAGGUGCUUGCACUCGACAUCGCCGAACGCGAACCGGUGAUUCAGCAGACGUUGUCUGAGCUCCCUUCCAUAGAUGGCUUAGCAUCGUACUCUACUCCCCGCUUCUGGCCCAAGGAUGCAUCGAGCGUUAUUGGGUCGAUUCACAUUCAAUUAUCCCCUUUCCCAUCGUCAUAUGAUCCUUCUGGCCCAUCCUCCACAAGACGAACCACAUUUGCGAGCGUGGAACGCGUAGUGGGGCGCGUGGACAAGCUGCUGAGGAGCAGGAUUGCCGGUUUGGAGGAGUUGACUAUACAAGUGGAAGAGCCGAUACUGUCGCACCAUCAUUAA